Molecule: messenger RNA, 698 nt
Organism: Aspergillus aculeatinus CBS 121060
Lineage: Eukaryota; Fungi; Ascomycota; Eurotiomycetes; Eurotiales; Aspergillaceae
Exons: 1
Coding region: 49-669 (206 amino acids)
Source: RefSeq, a predicted model, not a curated record
GUCCGUACCAACACAUCUCCGGGCCUUGGGUCUGGCGGCCAGGCCCCGAUGGUGGCUCAUGCGCGGACACGAGCAACUACCUCUGCGGCCGCGCAGUCGGGUUCCGAGUGGAGCUAUGUUCCGGUCAAUGUCCAGAUUCGACAGCACCACGGCCAUGGCCACGGCCCGGGGCAGCGAGACCAGCUGGAGCGGCGACAAGAGCUAGAAGAUGUACAUUCCCAGCGGACGCAGCGGUGGGUGGCCGACCAGCAGAAGCGCAUGAUGCUGACGCCAGCGGUGACGCGAAAGCCACUGCCUCCUCAGCCACCGCAGUCUCAGUCUCUACCACGACCAGGAGGAAGACCACAAAUGCAGCAGAAGCAGCAGCCACAGCCACAGCCACAGCCCACUAUUCCGAGCAGCGGAAACCGACGGCCGUUCUUCAAGAACGAUGCCGAGCUGGAAGACUGUGUGCGCAGCACCUCUCCUCCCUAUGAGGAUGGGAUCCUGAACCACGGGGAUUGGAAAACCGGUAAGUCCGUCCAUACCGUGCAGGCCAGACGGCCGGUCCACGUCGUCACCCCCAGCCUGUGCCCUGUCUCCCGAGUAGCGUCGCCGGUGGAUGAGAUCUCCGAUCAGAGAGAGGCGGCUCGUAGGGCUUUGCGGCGGAGGAACUUGCCUGGUAGGUGAAUCGGGUCAGUCGGUAGGGUUGUUUGGAA